Antechinus flavipes (yellow-footed antechinus) is the source of this 1040-nucleotide messenger RNA. RefSeq names its product small ubiquitin-related modifier 2-like. Gene Ontology annotation, biological process: protein sumoylation. Bases 184 to 471 code for a protein of 95 amino acids. Gene Ontology annotation, cellular component: nucleus. Gene Ontology annotation, molecular function: ubiquitin-like protein ligase binding; protein tag activity. Lineage: Eukaryota; Metazoa; Chordata; Mammalia; Dasyuromorphia; Dasyuridae. The transcript has a single exon. The record is from RefSeq and is a predicted model, not a curated record.
UUCCUCCUCCUCUUCCUCCUCCUUCUUCUUCUCCCCUUUACCACCAUCACCACCAUCAUCUUCCUCCUUCUCCUCCUCCUGCUCCUGCUGCUGCCGCUCCUGCUUCUACUCCCGUUCCCUUGGAGCGGUCCAUCCUGGUGCCUCUUUUGUGAAGCGGAGGCUGAGGAUAUUCCCGGACUCGCCAUGGCGGACGGAAAGCCUAAGGAAGGAGUCAAGACUGAAAACAAUGACCACAUUAAUUUGAAGGUGGCAGGGCAAGAUGGGUCGGUGGUGCAAUUUAAGAUUAAGAGACACACACCACUUAGUAAACUAAUGAAAGCCUAUUGUGAACGACAGGGUUUGUCAAUGAGGCAGAUCAGAUUCCGAUUUGAUGGGCAACCAAUCAAUGAAACAGACACACCUGCACAAUUGGAAAUGGAGGAUGAAGAUACAAUUGAUGUAUUCCAGCAGCAGACAGGAGGCAUUUACUAAAGAGAACAUGCAACUCUACUCCAGAACUGUGCUCCCAAGGAAAACAAUGCAUUCACAAUUAGAAAACCAAGAUUUGGUUCAUCCACAUCCUGACUACUGCAGUAUAGUUUUCUCUCUUCUUUAUCCCUUCCCCCAUUCCUAUAUUGUACAUAAAGUAACUGGUGUAUGUGCACAAGCAUAAUGCGUUUUGUUUUUUUUUAACUAAAUGGCCGAUGGUAUGUUUUGAUCAACAUCAAAUGGAGAUGGGGAGGGGAAAAAACAAACUGGUUCUGUGAAAAUAUCCCUUUUCUCCAUUAGUGGCAUGCUCAUUCAACUUUAUCUUUAUAUUCCAGUAAGUUAUUUUGCUCUCACUGUUUAACAACAACAACAAAAAAAAACCCACAAAAAAAUCCUUGCAUACCUUGUUUGAUUGGAUAAUUUCAAUGUUUUUCUUUUAUCAUUGUAAAACCAAGGACGAUUUUAUAACUUUUUUGUACGUAGCUGUUACAUGUAGGGCAAUCUCUGUCUCUCAGUAGGGAUAAAUUACUAUAAAAAAUUGAUCCUAGAUAGUUCUCCCUUCAAGUCAAACA